UAUACGUGUCGUCGGUUACAGGUAUUUUCCCCAUGUUUCCACAGAGGUUAUGAGCGGGACCGGAUUACGAUUCUGAACCCACGGCGGCAGCAGUUGUUUCCAAUGGCGACUGUCUUUACUUAGGAAGUACUUAUUCUCACUCGUGAAACUCGUGCGAUUAACGUGCAUCCGUGUUCUGUCUGUGUGCCCGUGUCGCGUACUCCGUUGAAGAUGAUUAUCGAAAAUCCGGAGCAAUUCAAGGCGUGGCUGACUGCCGUCCUGGAACCGCUAUGCGAUGCAGAUCCUGCUGCCCUGGCUAAAUAUGUCUAUGCAUUGGUUAAGAAAGACAAGACUUUGGAAGAAUUACGUGUUGGCAUGGUCGAGCAAUUGGAUGUAUUCUUGCAACAAGAAACCAAAAGCUUCGUGGAAUUGCUGUUUAAAACGUUGGAAACUCAAGAGUACAUACUCCCACCACCUAAAAGUAACCCAGACGGUGGUGGGACGCCGCCCGGUAUAAAUCCACCAGCACCAGUAGUACCAUCAGCGACGGAAAAAUUAAUAGAUACAACAAUUUCGCUAGUACCUAUGAUUACAAAUCCUCCUCCUCCACUUCAAAUCAAUGGAUCUGCGCCAGCUGUGGUUAGUAAACGCGAGACUAGAAAAUCUGAUUCGGACAAGGACAAAGAGAAAGAAAAACGUUCUCGAAGCAGGAGUGGUCGAAUGAGAUCAAGGACACGAUCGCGAUCACGGUCCUGGGAAAGAGAUAGGCGUAGAUCCAGGAGUAGAGAACACCUUCGGCGCGACAGAGAAAGAGACAGAAGUCGGCCAUGGAGAAAUGAAUCUCCGCCUAUUAGUACUAGGCGACAUGAUCGCAGGCGUUCUAGAAGCCGUAGUACAUCACCAAUACGAUCUAGGAUACGUGAUGGUCCAGACAAUCGCGACCAUCGAGCAAGGUUCAGGAAUCGAUCCCCGACUCCGCUGCGAUCUCGAUCGCGUUCAAGAUCAAUUGAGCGUAAAAAGAUUGAUCGUUUCGAGAGAAUGGAGAUGGAUAGAACGGACCGAAUCGAAGGAAGUCCUGGUGGUGGCACACCGACUCAAGAUAGUAAUCAUGGGGAUGUGGACAUGAGGCUGUCUACGACUAGUCAAUCAAUACAAAGCGUUGUCGCUGUUGCGAGUAGUAUUCCAAAUAAUCAGACGAGCUCUUUUCCACAACAAGCGAAGAGACGCUGCAGAGAUUUCGACGAAAAGGGAUAUUGCAUGAGGGGAGAUCUUUGCCCUUAUGAUCACGGUACGGAUCCGGUUGUGUUAGAGGAUGUGGCUCUGAGUCGAGUUCUGAGCUUUGGACCGCAUAGCGCCCAGGCUCCGGGAACAGUUCCAGUGGCCACAGUGCCGGAACCACCGCAGGGUCCUAAUGGCAAUCCGCCACCGCCACACCUCCCUCUUGCCAGUUUACCACCACCACAUUUAAGAAACCACCAUUCUAAUAUGGAUGCUUUUGCAGAAUAUAAUCCGGAUGCACCCAGCAUGGAGCCGCGUAUGGCGUGGGGAAGGCACCCGCAACCCGCGCCAGGAAUCUACGGCAGGGGGCAGAGAGAAUUAAUCAGUGUGCCAGUUAUCCCACACACAAACUCUUCGGAAAUAACCCACACCCAAAGCAAUCCGCUGAAGCGUAAACAAGCGUUUGACUUCAACCGUUUGGGACCGAAACAAAGAGUGGUACAUAACCCGGCCAAUUGCUCACUCGAACUGAAAAAGGUCCCGCGGAGCUUAAACAAUAUAACUCAGUUGAAUAAUCAUUUUUCGAAGUUCGGUAAAAUUGUAAAUAUUCAAGUUACUUUCGGCGGUGAUCCUGAGGCGGCGUUGGUCACCUUCCAGCUACCAGCUGAAGCAAAGGCUGCUUACAGAAGCACGGAGGCUGUGUUGAAUAAUAGAUUUAUUAAAGUAUUUUGGCACAAUAAUGUCAAUACUAACGCGGCUGGCGGAGCUAUUGAAAAUGUACCGCCAGGAUGCCGUCCUUCUGUGAAAGAAAGACUAGGCGCCGCUGUAACACUACCGGCUAAGGUUGAGGAUAACGAAUACGUUCCUACACGUCGUUCAACCGAGGAGCAAGUGUCGCAAACCUCAGUUCCGACUUCACCGAAAGCUGCCGUCGUUCCUACUCGAGAAGACAAAGUUCUCGCGAUAAAGAAGACACAGGAGAUACUAGCGGCUAAGGAAACGCUGAAGAAGAAACAGGAGGAGAAGCGCAAGGAGGCGAUAAAGCUGACCGCGGAUUUGCGCAAGAGGAAACAGGAACUACUGGACAAGCAUCUGAUCGAAUUGCGCGUCUUAAUCGACAAGGCCGAGAAGAAUCCGGAGCAGAAGGACUCGAUCAUGCAAACGAUAAAGGCAAUGCAGCAGUCGAUCGACAAUUUGCGCAAGGAUUUGGCCGCGAACGGUCAGAUCGGCGGUAACAAGUCACAGGUAAAAUCUAGAGAGCAAACGCAGAAGGAGAUAUUGGACGCCGAGUUAGAUUUAAUGACCGCGCAGCAGGAGGGCCAGGACGCUGGCGAACUGCAGAAGAGAUUGAACGAGCUCCGUGCCCAAGCGGCCGCGCUGGGUUUGAACACGAAUUCCGGCGUCGGUAGAGGCACGAGAACCAAUCGAGCCGCGCGCGCCACCCACGCGUUAUCGUACAGGGGCCGUGGUAGAGGAAGCUUCGCUCAUGUCUCCGUGGAUCAUCGGCCAACGAGUCUUCUAGUCUCUGGUUACGAAACCGAGGAGAAAACAGAGGUCCUAGCACAUUUCCAACAAUUUGGUGAAAUAAUAAAUCAAAUAGUAGACGACGCAACUCCUUCGAUCGUGAUAAAUUUCAAAUCAAGAAAAGAAGCUGAGGUUGCUCUGGUGAAAGGACGCACAUUUCAAGACAGACUGUUGUCAAUAACUUGGGUGUCCGGUCAUCAUUUGCAUCGCGGAGGUGCCGGUAGUAACUCAAGUGCAGCUGUACAACUGUCAUCACGUUCUGAACAGGCUGCACCUGCGACAGACGAGGAUAUCGACUUGGAAGGUGCGGCAGAGGCGUUGUUUUUAGAGGAGAACGAGGAGGAGGAAGAUGAGGAUGGUGAACCGCGCAGCUGGCGGCGAUAGCAGCGUCAGUGUCAGCGUCAGCGUCUCUUGUGACAGGAGCUUGGUGUCAAACGUAACGACAGCGUUAUUAUUCGGGCCGAUCGUAAACGACCCGGCACUUACGCCUACAUUGCUGCACCGCCGUUUGAUGCAUCCAUUGCCAUGAUGAUUUUCACGAAGGAAUACGUCGUGCUCAUCAGCAUUAUCAUGAGUGUUACACUAUUUGUUAAUAUUAUUGAAUAUACUACUCACCGGCGAUGGUAUAAUGUACCAUAUUGAAUGGCGCGAUUAGACAGAAAGAAAAAAAAAAACAAACCAUGCAAAUUUCCAACAAAAAA
Messenger RNA from Linepithema humile (Argentine ant), 3422 nucleotides. RefSeq names its product Zinc finger protein swm (gene swm). The record is from RefSeq and is a predicted model, not a curated record. Lineage: Eukaryota; Metazoa; Arthropoda; Insecta; Hymenoptera; Formicidae. Gene Ontology annotation, cellular component: nucleus. Gene Ontology annotation, biological process: mRNA processing. Gene Ontology annotation, molecular function: metal ion binding; RNA binding.